AUGGGACAGCCGUUUGUUAACACUGUAACAGAUCUUGAUGCGCAUCUCCGCAAAUAUCAUGCUGCAUCUGCUACGCUACGGCGACAGAUACUUGAAUGCUUCAGUCAAUUCGAGACUGUCGCUCCGAGCGCAAUUGAGCUCCCAGAAGAGCCCGCGCAGCCAAUAGAAGAGCUGGGAAACCCGCUUGAUGGUGCGCAGUGCGAGACGUGCAGGUGGAUCACUAUCAACAAAGAUGAGAUGCGUAGGCACUGCACUAAAAAACACCAGCAAGCGUGGGUAGGGAAGAAAAGCUUGCUGUACAAGACUGUGAAAGAAAUUGAGCAAGAGCUGCAAACACUCAAAGAGGCUGCGAGGACUGAUGAGACGGGUUGGUUCAAGCGUACAGGCUGGCUGGAGUUCUUCAAGGACCGGAAUCUCGCCCAUCUGGCGCAUCAAGCCCGCGCACCCGAUCAUGGCGAACACAAGAUCAAGCUGGCUGCUGAGCUGACUGAGCCGCUGGUUGAGAGAAGCGUAAGGGGUCUGGCUACGCUUCCGCAAGAGAUACGGCGCUGGCUGCGAAGUGCAAAACAGAGCGAGGUCGACCCCCGGCCGCUGGCGCGACUGCAGAACCCGGAGAGUCAGACCGUAUAUGCAAGCUACAUGGUCCGGUUCGUGUGCUUCUUUCUACGUGUGCUGGGCGACGAAGAGCAUCGAAUUUCCCGCGUAAGGCAGCGACGAGUCGAUUCUGACAGUGAGGAGGUGGCGGGAAGCAAAGAGGGCAGCAAGGAGGACAGCAAAGAUGGUGAGAACAGCGAAGCUGAGAGCGACGCUCCACGGCCGGUAGAUAGGAUGAAAGACGCGCGUGAGCUGUUCACGUUCACCCGGAACAGAAGGGAUGUGCUAUCAGGCCGUGGGAUGCGCUUGACGGCAAUGACAGGAGAGCUCAGAUGGAGGCGCUUCUUGCGUCUAUCAGCUCGUUCAUCUUCACGACGUAUCACCCGGUAG
Macroventuria anomochaeta is the source of this 984-nucleotide messenger RNA. RefSeq lists its product as uncharacterized. Bases 1 to 984 code for a protein of 327 amino acids. Lineage: Eukaryota; Fungi; Ascomycota; Dothideomycetes; Pleosporales; Didymellaceae. The record is from RefSeq and is a predicted model, not a curated record. The transcript has 3 exons.